UAAUCUAAAAAUAUAGCUAUGAUUAAUCUUUACCUUUUCAUUCGUGUGAAACAUGAACAGUUCAAAUAUUAUUUAAAUGAUCCACAAACAUUUUAUACCUUAAAAAAGAAAACUUACCGAAUGAAUAUAUUUUACAUAAACAAAUUAGUCUGAAGUUUAUCACUAUUUACUAUAAUAUAUUUUCACCAUUGCACAGGUUGGCGCAAUAAUGAAUGCUUUUCCCCGGCGGCCAAUCAGCAGGCGGGCCAGUCGUCUUGCUCCACCAAUCACAUUCCUCCGCGGCAUUUAAAGGCUCCCUCUACCAGUGCUCGGCGGUUCAACCCUCGCGUGAAUUAGCUCGUAUUUUCGUCCAGGCGCUUAUUCUUCUUGCAGUGACCAUCCCCAAGUGUGCAGGAUGCCUCUGAGGGCGCGGCAGCAGCUCAAUAUGGUGGAGCAGAAUGGCGGGCCGAGGAAGGUGGAGGCCAAGGUGUUCCAGGGCCCCACACUCCAUCGGGCAGCCCUGGGGGAGAUGAGCAACAGGAAUUUCUCCCGCCACAGUUUAAAGUCCAUGAAAUCCCUGGACAUAGUGAAGCAGGAGGCUGUGUCUGUUGUGGGUCUGAAGAGGUACAGUGGGAAGGAGAAUGUGCAGUCCAGUGUGGUGGUGGAGAAGGUGAAGAAGGAGGUGCCAAAGGAGCCAGUGGAGGAUGUGGUGAACAGCAGCAAGAUGGAGGUGGAUGAGCUGGUGGUGGCAUUCUCCAGCCAGCGCCUCAAUGUGGAGGACAUCGACGCUCAGGACGCCAGCAACCCCCAGCUGGUGUCCGAGUAUGUGUGUGACAUCUACAACUACCUCAGGAGUCUGGAGAACAAAUCUCCAGUGCAGUACCGCUACCUGGAGGGGCAGACCGUCACCCACAAGAUGCGACUCAUCCUAGUGGACUGGCUGGUGCAGGUUCAUCACCGCUUCACACUCACUCAGGAGACACUCUUCCUCACUGUUGGCAUCCUGGACAGAUACCUCCAGAAAGAGAGGAAUGUUCCCCGCAACAAGAUCCAGCUGGUGGGUGUGACGGCAAUGUUCAUAGCCAGCAAGUUUGAGGAGAUGGUUUGUCCGGACGUGGGGGACUUCUCAUACAUCACCGAUAAGGCUUACACCAAGAGGGAGAUUCUCAGGAUGGAAAUAGACAUUCUCAAGAAGCUGGAGUUCAACAUUUCCAUUCCUCUGCCACUCCACUUCCUCAGAAGGAACAGCAAGGCAGGCAUGGUUGACUCGAAGCACCACACCCUCGCCAAGUACCUGAUGGAGCUGUGUCUGCCGGAAUACACCAUGUGCCACUACAAGGCGUCUGUCAUUGCUGCUGCUGCUCUCUGCCUCACUCUCAAGCUGCUGGAUGGUGGGGAUUGGAAUGACACGCUGAUCUACCACUCCACCUACACAGAGGAGCAGCUGAUGCCUGUCAUGUGCAAGAUGGCAGCGGUGGUGGUCAAAAGUCGCCACAAUUCUAAACAUCAGGCUGUCAGGGAGAAGUAUGAGGCAAUCAAAUUCAUGAAGAUCAGCAAGCUGCCUGAACUCAAGUCUGACAUGAUAACCAGGUUGGCAGAGAGAAGUGCUCUGACUUAAGUACCUUCACACUGCCUUGGACAGUCUACCAUGUACAUACUAGUUUGUAAGAUUACCUAAGUCUUUUUAUUGUGUGAUCUUUGGUGUAAGAAAAUGCUUUAUGCCAUAUAUGAUAUGUAAGUGAUAAACUAUUUGUUAUUCCAUGGAUGCAAGCAAGUAUUUUUAUAGAUAUCUGGCUUUUUAGUCACAUCAGUUUUUUGAAGCUGUGGCAGGGAAUUACUGGUAGGAGUGAGCUUUAAGAUGGCAUGCUAAUACCAUUGCACUUCCUUGUUAUUUUAGUUUUUGACUUUUUAUGAAUUAGAGAUGUACAGUAUAUACAGUACAGUAGUUUUAGUUUUAUGGGUAUGAGAGCUUGUGAUAAAAGCUUGGGUGGGAGGGAAGCAUGGCAGCCACAGAGCAGAGUGGCUGGGGAUCAAACUAAUGUAUAGAUAGACCUUUGUAUUUUAGUCUAUAUGUAUGUACUGGAGUCACUCUAUGAGCUGCCUGGUGGACAUGGGCAGCACUGGGGCUUAAGAUGUGGCUCCUGGGGUUUUACAUUAGGAAAGGUACUGCUUGGCAUUACCUCUGAUCUGUGACUAUCUUCAGAAUCUGCCAUAGAUAUACUAGUGAUUAUGAUGGAAAGUCUGGCCGAGUUCAUCACUUCAGAGGUGCACUGAUAAGAUAUUACUGCUUCAGUAUCAAUUAGUUUUUAGUUCUUUUAUCGGUCUUAUUAUGCACUACUAGUUCCUAAGGAGAGUCACUGCUGUGGAUUACUUUUUUGCUUCAUUGUUUAUGUGGUGGCAGUGCAGGGCAAGUCAGGAUACUUGUCUGUAUUGUGGCAAGAUAAUUUUUCAUAUGUUAUUCAUGUAAGGUAAUGAGUCAUGUGCUUGAUGAAUGAAUAUAUGAGUAAAUUAAGAUAGAUGUACAAAAUGUGUUGUCCCUUGCCAACUGAAGGUUUACGACAAAGUGAGGAUUGAAGGGAGUGGGGAGUGCAUAUUUACAGUGUGUGUGUGUGUGUGUGUGUGUGUGUGUGUAAGGUCAGUAUUGCAUGCCUCCAGAACUGUCAGUGAUGUAUCAUUAUUCAAUGUAUAGCUAAAUAAAAUAAAAAAAAAAUUAUUGUAAUCCUCAA
Messenger RNA from Portunus trituberculatus (swimming crab), 2705 nucleotides. Its product is annotated as G2/mitotic-specific cyclin-B-like. Gene Ontology annotation, cellular component: nucleus; cytoplasm; cyclin-dependent protein kinase holoenzyme complex. NCBI's taxonomy places the organism in Eukaryota, Metazoa, Arthropoda, Malacostraca, Decapoda, Portunidae. Gene Ontology annotation, molecular function: cyclin-dependent protein serine/threonine kinase regulator activity. Gene Ontology annotation, biological process: mitotic cell cycle phase transition; regulation of cyclin-dependent protein serine/threonine kinase activity. The transcript is spliced from 8 exons. The record is from RefSeq and is a predicted model, not a curated record. The coding region runs from base 395 to 1597 and encodes 400 amino acids.